Molecule: messenger RNA, 610 nt
Organism: Engraulis encrasicolus (European anchovy)
Lineage: Eukaryota; Metazoa; Chordata; Actinopteri; Clupeiformes; Engraulidae
Product: histone H2B-like
Exons: 1
Coding region: 186-560 (124 amino acids)
Cellular component (GO): nucleosome
Molecular function (GO): DNA binding; structural constituent of chromatin; protein heterodimerization activity
Source: RefSeq, a predicted model, not a curated record
ACCGCCUAAAAAUAUAUCCAUGGUGUCAAUCAGGUCCGCGCCAUUCACUUGAACCAAAAAGCCGUUGGUGGAGUUCUCAAACAGGUCCGCUACACGUCCUUAUGAACUGAUGAACUUGCAGUGGGUCAGUCAUUCAGCGUUCUACUUUUUCAUCCGUGUUGCACUAAAGUUAGAAAGUUAUCAUCAUGCCUGAGCCAGCGAAGUCUGCACCCAAGAAGGGAGCCAAGAAGUCCGUUGCCAAGCCGGCGGGUAAGGCCGGGAAGAAGCGCAGGAGGACUAGGAGGGAGAGUUUCGCCAUCUACGUCCACAAGGUCCUGAAGCAGGUUCACCCCGACACCGGCAUCUCCUCCAAGGCGAUGGGCAUCAUGAACUCCUUCGUGAACGACAUCUUUGAGCGUAUCGCGGCCGAGUCUUCCCGCCUGGCCCACUACAACAAGCGCCGCACCGUCUCCUCCCGGGAGAUCCAGACCGCAGUGCGUCUGCUUCUGCCCGGUGAGCUGGCCAAGCACGCCGUGUCCGAGGGCACCAAGGCCGUGACUAAGUACACCAGCGCCAAGUAGGCUGUCAGCGCAGCCCGCUCAAACCCAACGGCUCUUUUAAGAGCCACCCA